AUGCCCUUUUCUCACCACAGCCAUUCUGGGCAAUUUUGUGCUCAUGCCAAAGGUUCGUUAGAGGACAUGAUCAAGACAGCAAUAGCCAAAAACUUCGAGACGUUCGCUUUGACGGAACAUAUGCCGCGCGAUGGAGAGGAUUUGUACCCCGAAGAAACAACGACGGCGGAUGGACUUAGCAAGUUAUUCGAUGAUUAUUACCACGAAGCGCUCCGCUUGCGAAAAACCUACGGCUCUCAAAUCAAAAUCUUGAUUGGGAUGGAAAUUGAAUGGAUACGCCCCUCCUCUUUGGACCGUGUUCUGAGCUUGCAACGGCAAUACCGGCUUGACACGUUCAUUGGCUCCGUACAUCAUAUGCACACGGUACCGAUCGACUUUGACAGGCCGAUGUACGAAGAAGCACGGAGGAGGUCGGGAGGCACAGACGUACAACUCUUUGAGAGCUACUUUGACGAGCAGUACCGCAUGCUCCAGGCACUGAGGCCACCCAUUGUUGGUCACUUCGAUCUCAUACGCUUGCUCAGCGACGAGCCGGACCGGUCAUUGAGAGACUGUGAAACCGUGUGGCCCAAGGUACAACGGAACUUGGAGUACAUCGCUGGUUAUGGCGGGCUUCUGGAGCUAAACACGUCAGGAUUCCGCAAGGGCAUGAAGGAGCCAUAUCCAACGUCUGAGAUAUGCGAGUCCUUCCUCCGACUCGGCGGACGCUUCACUCUAUCUGACGACAGCCAUACCGUUGAGCACGUUGCAACGAAUUACCAUCGUUUGCCAGAAUUUUUGGCGCGUGUCGGCAUCCGGGAUAUCCACUACCUUGCUCAGGGUCGAGAAGGCCCAGACCCUCGCUUCCCCGACAUCUACGUCUCAAGCAUCAGCCACGACAUGCUUUCCGCACACGCAUCUGCCUCGCGGUAG
Messenger RNA from Aplosporella prunicola CBS 121167, 912 nucleotides. RefSeq lists its product as uncharacterized. Gene Ontology annotation, cellular component: cytoplasm. The coding region runs from base 1 to 912 and encodes 303 amino acids. The transcript is spliced from 3 exons. Gene Ontology annotation, biological process: L-histidine biosynthetic process. Gene Ontology annotation, molecular function: histidinol-phosphatase activity. The record is from RefSeq and is a predicted model, not a curated record. NCBI's taxonomy places the organism in Eukaryota, Fungi, Ascomycota, Dothideomycetes, Botryosphaeriales, Aplosporellaceae.